Sesamum indicum (sesame) is the source of this 2861-nucleotide messenger RNA. RefSeq names its product CBL-interacting protein kinase 18. Gene Ontology annotation, molecular function: ATP binding; protein serine/threonine kinase activity. The record is from RefSeq and is a predicted model, not a curated record. Lineage: Eukaryota; Viridiplantae; Streptophyta; Magnoliopsida; Lamiales; Pedaliaceae. Gene Ontology annotation, biological process: signal transduction; protein phosphorylation.
AGCUUGGGAAAGUGGGAGCUGGCUUUGGGCGAUAGAUAGAUAUCAGCUGCAUCUGCUGCAAGGCCACUUGUUCUCUGCUUUUGUUUUUUUUUUUUUUUUUAAUUUUGUUUAUCUCGGGUCUCUUUCUCUUGGAGGAAUCAGGAAGGAUCAUUCUUCCACCUAAGUAUAUACACAUCUUUCUCUGUUUUUUCACCCACACACGUUUUCUUGAAAAUCACACGUAUUUCUCUGCAAUCUUUUCAUCUUCCUUGCCCAAGAAAAUAACUGAAGCGUGAAGUUAAGCUGGCCAUAAACCCAGUUUUAUGCAAAAUCUACGGUUCCGGACUAGAGUCUGGAUAAGUUGAUCACAAUAUUGCUGAAUAAAGACAGUUCGGAGUUCUGUUGCAUUUUCUUUUAUCCUUUAUGUUAUUGCUUAUAGCUUUUAUAAUUAAUGCGGGUUAUCUUUAGGUCUCACACCGGUGCCGUCUGUAUGUAUUAGAUGUAUGUAAAUACAUUGAUCAUGUUAUGUAAAGAAGUUGAUAUUACAAUAAUUUAGCCUGAGAACAAUCUAUUUGUGUUAUAGUAUUUGUUAUUUUGACUAAAGUAUAACUUGGUGAUGAAUGUUGCUGGAAUGAUGAGCUCUAGAUUUACAGUGAUCUGCAUGUUUGCCUGUACUGUAUGUGUAUUAAUCUUGUUUUUCUUGUAUCGCGGUUAGGCCUCAUCUUUCAUCUGGUGAAUUGACUUCUUCAUAGUUGUUGGGUACCGCUCCAAGCAGUCUGCUGAGGUUUAUCUAGUAGCAGAACUUUUCAGCAUUUUCUUUACUGGUCUCCAAAGACAAACCAGGGAAUGCUGAAAAAUGUUCUUGAAUUUGGAUUCUUACUCUAAGGUUAACCAGGUCUUGGCCUUAGCUGAGUUGCCUUUCUCUAUCCUGGAUGGGAGAGGAGAUAUUGGCUGUAACUCAUGCACAUAUUAUUUGAUAUCGAGUAGUUGGUCGUCGACCUGUAAAAUGUGUGUUAUGAUAACACUUAUCUUGCCUGAGGACGGUUGAGCCACAUCCAAUUCUCAAUGCUCCUUUGUUCAUUAUCAUAGGUUAACAGAGAGAGACUAGUUUUGUUAUAUGGUGUGUUGUACUUUGGAUAUGGAUAAUAACGGUGUUAUAUUGAUGCAAAGAUACGAGUUAGGGAGGUUAUUAGGCCAAGGCACGUUUGCAAAAGUUUAUUAUGCUAGGAGUCUCCAAACUGGGCAGAGUGUGGCUAUUAAAGUAAUAGACAAGGAGAAGAUUACGAAGGUCGGGAUCAUAAAUCAAAUUAAACGGGAAAUAUCAGUGAUGAGACUUGUCAGACAUCCUUAUAUCAUUCAUCUUUAUGAAGUCAUGGCCACCAAAACCAAGAUAUAUUUUGUGAUGGAAUAUGCUAAAGGAGGUGAACUUUUCAAUAAGGUGGCUAAAGGCAAGUUAAAGGAAGACAUUGCACGACAAUAUUUUCACCAAUUGAUAACUGCUGUUGAUUUCUGCCAUAGCAGGGGUGUGUACCAUCGGGAUUUAAAACCUGAGAAUAUAUUGUUAGACGAGAAUGAAAAUCUCAAAGUUUCUGAUUUUGGUUUGAGUGCUCUUGCUGAAUCCAAACGCCAAGACGGGCUCCUUCACACCACCUGUGGGACUCCUGCUUAUGUUGCCCCAGAAGUAAUUAACAGGAAAGGCUAUGAUGGAGCCAAAGCUGAUAUUUGGUCGUGUGGGGUGAUUCUCUUUGUUUUGUUGGCCGGCUAUCUUCCGUUCCACGAUUCCAAUUUGAUGGAGAUGUAUAGAAAGAUUGGGAAAGCAGAAUAUAAAUGCCCGCGUUGGUUUUCACCCGAAGUACGCAGGCUACUCUCAAGAAUGCUGGACCCCAACCCAACUAGUAGAAUCUCGACUGCAGGAAUUAAGGAAAGCUCCUGGUACAAACGGGGAUUAAGCACCAAAGCAAAAACAGAUGAUCCCGAAAGCAGUAGAGUUCAUUCAUCAGAGACUGAAGCAGCUUCUAGCCGGCAGGAAAAUGGCAGUACAUCAGCAGAGGGCAAUCAAGACAUGACAAGGCUUCCAGAUUUGAAUGCAUUUGAUCUCAUUUCCUUGUCGGAUGGAUUUGACCUAUCAAGAUUGUUUGAGGGUCCUUCUCCAAAGAAGGAAUAUAGAUUCAUUUCCUGGAAACCUGCAUCGACCAUCAUCUCUAAGCUGGAAGAAGUUGCCAAGCGCAUGAAGCUCAAGAUCAACAAAAGGGACGGAGGUCUAUUCAAGUUUGAAGGAUUGAAGGAGGGUCGGAAGGGAGUUUUGUCCAUCGAUGCCGAGAUUUUUGUGCUCACUCCGGCCCUUCAUUUGGUCGAGAUGAAGAAAACAAGUGGAGAUACGUUGGAAUACCAGAAGAUAUUAGACGAGGGUAUAAGACCUGGCCUUCAAGAAAUUGUUUGGGCUUCGCAUGGUGAUCCAACUCCUCAGCAGAGUAACCAGCAGCUCGAGCAACAAGACGAGCCUCCCCAGCCACCGCCAUUACAGGACCAGCAACCACAACAAUUAAAGCAACUGCAAGAUCCAUUACAGCAGCAACUGCUGCUGCUGCAGGAAAAACUACCUUAACUUCCAGACAAUCCAGAGGUCAUAGUUUACUAGGUGUUUAUAUAGAUUUUAGUGAAGUUUUUAGGCACAACCCAUUCACAUGAUUGACUUGCUUCCUUGUUUCGAGACCAUGAGAGUGUGUGUAACUAAAAUUUUGAUGGUAAAGUACAGGGUGUUUGCUCGUGCUGCUGUGUGUCCUUUCUUUACUGUUAUUUCAUGCCUUUACACUGUUGGGGGCAUAUAAACGUAUGUUACCAUGAUACUUUGUUUCGCAUGGAUUAUGAACUAGUCAAGUGAA